Molecule: messenger RNA, 867 nt
Organism: Miscanthus lutarioriparius
Lineage: Eukaryota; Viridiplantae; Streptophyta; Magnoliopsida; Poales; Poaceae
Source: the annotation of a GenBank genome assembly
AUGGCUGCUCGGCCCAGCGGGCACGGCGUCGACACACCUCCACGGGAGAAUGAGUUCAGGGUUGUCACCACCCUUACUCAUUCCCCGGCCAAUGGUACGAACUCACUCCCUCAAUUCCAUGGUACUGCUUAUGAUUUGUAUACCGCGCGUAACAAACCCCCUGAUCCCCAUUCCUGGCCGCCUGGUCGCUUACCUAAGUUUCCAUUUCCAACCUUCCAUGGCGAGAACGUUCGGCUGUGGAUUUCUAAUGCCGAGGAUUACUUUGACAUGUACCAAGUUGAGUCCCACCUCUGGCGUAAAAUCGCCAAACAACAGUUCAAGGAUACUGCCGCUCGGUGGAUCCAAUCUAUAGAACCCCUCCUGAAAUCACUUGAUUGGCCCACUUUUUGCCGCAUGCUGCAUGAGCGCUUUGGCCGUGAUCAACACCAAAUUCUGAUCCGUCGCAUGUUCCAUAUUCACCAAGAGUCCACUGUCACCGAUUAUGUGGAGCGCUUCUCUGAAUUGAUCGAUCAGCUCAAAGCCUAUAACCCAAACAUUGACAUGCUCUACUAUACCACUCGUUUUGUUGAUGGUUUGCGUGAAGAUAUUCGUUCUGUUAUUGUGGUUCAGCGACCCCAAAAUUUGGAUACUGCGUAUACCUUGGCUCUGUUGCAGGAAGAGGUGGCUGAUCCUUCCAAGCGCAAGGACGGUCGGCGUGAUCUGGCAUCUUAUCCUCGGUCGGCAUUCAGGAAUGCAUACCCUCUUCCUCCUCCACCGGGAGUGGGUGAUCGCAAUUCAAAACCUGAUGAUGCUGGCUUCACUACACCAGCCAAUGCCAAGACGACCGAAGACAAGCUCCGAGCGCUACGCAACUAUCGUCGAGCAUGA